AAAAAACAAUAAAAAUCUGGGAGGGUUCUUCUCUACCGGUUAGGGAAGAAGAAGGGUGACUCUCUCUGGUUGAAGCCGAUUUUCGUUUUCCGAAACCUGAAAAGCUUUCUCUCUCUCAUGGUGCUUCGUAGUUUCUCUCUCAUCCUUCUCUCCCUCACCUGAUAAAAGCCUCUGGCUCCCUCGCUUUUGUUUCCUUCCGGUGAUUUUCCAGAAUCAUGCCGACUUUCUCUGUCAUAGCUUUAGAUAGGUUAUUAGAACCUGGAGCUUCUUCCAAAUCUGCCGACAUGUCUGUUCCUAAUUCCAAGCCUGUUUCGCAUUCGAUGCCUGUUCCUGAGGGCCCCUCAAAGCUGGAGAGGAGGAAUAGUACCUCGGUUAUGGAGAGGAAGCCUCAUCGACCUCCAAUAAGGCCAGCGCUCUACGCCACUCCCGAGACAACUCCACUACCUGAUUCACCCACUUCUUUCCCUCCCUCACCUUACAUCGUCAACCACAAGCGCCGUGGCCCGCGCCUUCUCAAGAGUUACUCGGAGCAGGAUGUAUCCUUACACCAGAAAUCUGGAGAUGAAGAGAAACUGAAUGGUUCCUUACACCAGAAACCUGGAGAUGAAGAGAAACUGAAUGGCAUUGCCAACAAUGCAGAGGCCAAGGUGGAAACUUCUCCAGUGGAUGAUUCACUUACUUUCACUGUACCCAAGCCAAGUCAAGUACAACAUUCAAGUGGUAUCCAUCCUAGUGGUAGUAGCAAUGGCAACCUUGACACCAGUAAUGGGGUUCUUAGGAGCAGUAGUGUCGAACUGGGUGCUAGUAGUAUGACUAAUGGUUCAGCCAGGGAAGAUGAUUUGUUCCAGCAAGCUGCCAUGGCUUCCGAAAGAGAUAGUGAUCGUGAUGAUUUCUUUGAUCCAAGAGACAACAUGAGUGUCACAAGUAACACAGACGGAGAGGGAAAUGCUGGGACAGAGCGUUCUGCGUCUAUGAGUAUACCUGCUGGGGAGUUUUACGAUGCCUGGGAAGAACUUUCAUCUGAGGGUGGUCAUGGGAAACAGCUUUCUGCUUGUGAUCUUGAAACUGAGCUGCGUGAGAUGAGAUUGAGUCUUGUGAUGGAGAUAGAAAAGCGGAAGCAAGCUGAAGAAUCCUUGGAUAACUUGCGAAACCAGUGGCAGAGGAUUAGGCAACAGUUAUCUCUUGUAGGAUUGACUCUUCCUGCAGAUCCCACUGUUACAACAGAGCAUGAGCAGCUAGGUUCUGAUCCUGCAGAAGAGCUGGGGCAACAGCUUUAUCUUGCCAGGUUUGUAUCAAAUUCUAUUGGGAGGGCCAUAGCAAGGGCUGAGAUGGAGGCAGAGUUGGAAGAUCAGAUCGAGUCGAAGAACUUUGAGAUUGCUAGGUUGUGUGACAAGCUUCAUAAUUAUGAGGCUAUGAAUCAGGAAAUGGUUCAGAGGAACCAGGACGUCAUUGAGCUGGCACGGCGUGAGAGGGAGAAGAAGGCGAAACGACAAAGGUGGGUCUGGGGCUCAAUUGCUACUGCCCUCACACUUGGUACAGCAGCCUUGGCAUACUCUUAUUAUCCAUCUGGAAGAGGAUCUCCAACCUACCAUUCUGAGUCGUCCGAGAGUGAUAAUGCAGGCAAAUGAUAAUUGUUCUAUGCAGUAACCGCGAUCGUAUGCCAGAGAAUAAGAGGUCUUACAUGCUACACACCUUGUGGAUAGCAUUCUCUUGAUCUUUUAUCAGUUAGAUUUUCCCGUGAUCUGAGGAUGUACAGUUCUGAAAAAUAAUUCUAAGUUUUGCUCGAUACCGGCAUUUUGGAAAAGUUAUAGAUCACAAAUAGGAUCAGUCAUUGUUGUUUAAACCUUAUUGCAGCUCAAGUAUGUUUUGAAGUUUCCCCAUAUUACAUUCAGGUGAAGUAACCCUACCC
Molecule: messenger RNA, 1909 nt
Organism: Rosa rugosa (rugosa rose)
Lineage: Eukaryota; Viridiplantae; Streptophyta; Magnoliopsida; Rosales; Rosaceae
Exons: 4
Coding region: 216-1628 (470 amino acids)
Source: RefSeq, a predicted model, not a curated record